UAGGCGGACCGGCUGCUCAACGAGCAAGCGGACGAACGCGACAAUAAGAGAUUAGAAAAGACUCGCCAUGAGAAGGAGAAGUUAGAAGCGCAAAUUUUAAGACUACACCAGCGCGCUUCGCAACCGGUUGGCACAGCCGCUCGAGCUCGCAUCCAAAAUGAUAUACAAAAGCUCGAGUCUCAGGAUGCAUCACUGGCGACGGACCUGGAAGAGAUUCAACAACGGAUCGACGCGAGACGUGAAGGCCAGGAAACAGCUUCCCAAGUGACUGGGACAGGGAGAAUGCCCAACGAGUCACGCAGGGAUUAUCUCAUCAGGACCGGAAAGAUUACACCAUUUGCCAAGAUGAGCGGUGGUCCUGAAGAGGGGCCUCUAGCUUGUCUACGGGAUGCCCUGGUGGAUGCAGAGGAUGAGCGUGAUGAAAGCGAGGCUCUGGAGCAAAUGAAGAAUAAAAUGGAAGUGUCGCAUCGAGAUCUUAGGCGUCCCGGGUUUGGUUUUGACGAGAGCACCGAAGCCAGUUCGGAGGCACCAGAGGAUCGUUCGAAGAAGCGGAGAAAAUUACAACAGCGUGGCCAUGCUGAGGAUCGCCAUAUAAAGCGUGAAGAAGAAGAGGCGGAAGUCCCGUCAGAUCAAGACGAUUCCGCAAGCUAUGUGGCAUCGGAAGCUGAAGAAGAAAGCGACGACGACUUUGUCGUGGAGGAAGAUGAAGAAAAAGGGAAGAAACGUGCUAAGCAAGCGGCCAAACACGAAGAUGGAAUAGAAGAUCUCAGUGGGUUAGACGAUGGCAGAGAAGAGAUAUAUCAAGCCAGACUGCAAGAUUGGGUCAGCCGGAGAAGUGCUGCUAGAAAGCGUGCACGGGAAGCCCGACGCGCAGCUGGUGAGGACGAGGGCGACGAACAGCCAGAAGAAGAGGAAUGGUUCAUGCCUCAUCCGACCGUGCCAGACCUGGAGUAUGACAAUGGCUACCGCGCACCUGGCGACGUUCAUCAAUAUCUAUUCGACUACCAGAAAACCGGAAUGCAAUGGCUUUGGGAGCUCCACCAGCAGCAUGUAGGAGGGAUUAUUGGGGAUGAAAUGGGUCUUGGAAAAACUAUCCAAGUCAUCAGUUACCUGGCCGCUCUGCAUUACAGCAAACAGUUCACCAAACCCGCGCUCGUCGUAUGCCCAGCAACAGUGAUGAAGCAAUGGGUGAACGAGUUCCAUCGCUGGUGGCCGCCGUUUCGAGUCUCGAUCCUGCAUACCUCGGGCAGUGGAAUGGUGAAUGUCCGCAAUGAGAGCAGUCGAGAAAACGAACUUCUCACGCAGAAGUACAGCGGUGGUGGUUCUCGUGGGUUGACCGGCGCCCAGAAAGCAGCCAGAAAGGUUACCAAGCGGGUAGCAGAGGAGGGCCACGUUCUUGUCACUACGUACGCCGGACUGCAGACGUAUGCACCACUGUUGAUUCCUAUGGAAUGGGGAUGCGCAGUCUUGGACGAAGGACACAAGAUUCGCAAUCCUGAUACGUCCAUCACGUUCCAUUGCAAGGAGCUUCGAACACCUCAUCGGGUUAUUCUCUCGGGUACCCCGAUGCAGAACAACUUAACAGAACUCUGGUCACUCUUUGACUUUGUCUUCCCAAUGCGACUGGGAACACUAGUCAGCUUUCGAAACCAGUUCGACUUUCCCAUCCGACAGGGCGGAUACGCGAAUGCGUCAAACCUACAAGUUCAAACAGCCGCCAAGUGCGCCGAGACGCUCAAGGAUGCCAUCACCCCGUAUCUCCUGCAGCGAUUCAAGAUCGACGUGGCGGCCGAUCUCCCGAAGAAGAGUGAGCAGGUGCUAUUCUGCAAGCUGACGGUGCCGCAAAUGCAGGCAUACAAGGCUUUUCUUGGGUCAGAGGAGAUGCAGUCUAUCCUGACGGGGCGUCGUCAAGCCUUGUUUGGUAUUGAUAUACUGCGCAAGAUUUGCAACCAUCCGGAUCUCCUAGAUCGCAAGAUUACGUCUGGCAAUGCAAACUACGGGCGCGCCAGCCAAUCCGGCAAGAUGCAGGUCGUCAAGUCGCUUUUGUAUCUGUGGAAAGAUACGGGCCAUAAGACCCUGCUAUUCACACAACAUCGCAUCAUGCUUGAUAUCCUGGAGAAACUCGUCCGAUCGGUGCCUGAUUUUCAAUAUCGCAGAAUGGACGGUAGCACACCGAUCAAGUCCCGACAGUCGAUGGUAGACGAGUUCAACAACGAUCCGAACCUGCAUGUCUUCCUUCUGACGACCCGUGUCGGUGGACUGGGUGUGAAUCUGACCGGCGCCGAUCGAGUCAUCAUCUACGAUCCGGAUUGGAAUCCGUCGACAGAUGUGCAGGCGCGCGAGCGAGCAUGGAGACUUGGACAAAAACGCGAUGUCACGGUGUAUCGCCUGAUGACUGCAGGGACUAUCGAGGAGAAGAUUUACCACCGACAGAUCUUCAAGCAGUUUUUGACGAACAAAAUCCUAAAGGAUCCCAAGCAACGCUCGACGUUCCAGCUGAGCGACUUGCACGACCUUUUCACGUUUGGCGACGAAAAUGGCCAAACAGAAACAAGCAAACUAUUCCAAGACGCCGAAGUCAAAUACGAAAACACAGACUCCAACGAAACCCAAGACCUCAGCAAAGUAACCGGCAUCGCAUCAAUGGAAAAAUUCCACGAACCCGAGCCCCAAACAAAUACCGCAUCAACCCCGGAUCCCAACGCCAAUGACAAUAAAACCGAAUCCCGCAUAAUGGAAAACAUCUUCUCCCGAGCUGGUGUCCACUCCGCCCUCGAACACGACCAAAUCAUAAACCCCAACGGCAAGCGAGUGGUCCGAGCGGACCCCAAGAUCAUCGAGGCAGAAGCCAAGCGCGUCGCAGCCGAGGCAGCAGAAGAACUACGCAGGGCUGGAGAAGCAGCACGCUCAGUACCUAUUGGCACGCCCACGUGGACGGGACAAUCGGGGAUCGCAGGACGACAGGAAUCAAUGUUCGGGGGGAGUAGUAGCAGUGCCCGUCGCGCGGCGGGACCUUCGUCUGCGAAUAUAUUGGCCAAUCUUUCCGCGCGCACAGCAACUACACCGAGAAGUAGCGGCACCAACACUCCAACUGGUAAUACCAGGGGCAGCAACACUCCGACCGCAACCGACACCGACACCGGAUUCAACAUCAGCAUGAUCCGAGAUUUCAUCCUGGCGCAAGGCGGGUCCGCAUUUUCGCAAAAUCUAGUGAACCACUUUAACCGGUUCUGCACGACGCCGCAGCGCACGGCGGAGUUUAAGGAGAUGCUGAAGCGGAUUGCGGUGCUGGAGCGGGGUGCUGGAGCUGGGGGUCGGAAUGGACGGGGGAGGUGGGUGUUGAAACGGGAGUAUGCCAAGAAGUGAUGGAGAACGGUGGAUUUAGUUUAGGGGGCGGUGGAUUUGGGUGAGGGUUUUGUUUUGUUUUGUUUUGUCUUUUUUUUUUUUUUUCCUUGUUUUUUGUUUUUAUUUGGUUUCAUUUUCUGGGGCAUACAGUAGAG
Messenger RNA from Aspergillus glaucus CBS 516.65, 3500 nucleotides. Its product is annotated as DNA-dependent ATPase RAD26. Gene Ontology annotation, cellular component: nucleus. The record is from RefSeq and is a predicted model, not a curated record. Gene Ontology annotation, biological process: transcription-coupled nucleotide-excision repair. The transcript has a single exon. NCBI's taxonomy places the organism in Eukaryota, Fungi, Ascomycota, Eurotiomycetes, Eurotiales, Aspergillaceae. Gene Ontology annotation, molecular function: ATP binding; ATP-dependent chromatin remodeler activity. Bases 283 to 3366 code for a protein of 1027 amino acids.